Homo sapiens (human) is the source of this 7204-nucleotide messenger RNA. It is a transcript of the gene LZTS3, whose product is annotated as leucine zipper tumor suppressor family member 3. Gene Ontology annotation, cellular component: synapse; cytoskeleton; postsynaptic density. NCBI's taxonomy places the organism in Eukaryota, Metazoa, Chordata, Mammalia, Primates, Hominidae. The transcript is spliced from 5 exons. The record is from RefSeq and is a predicted model, not a curated record. The coding region runs from base 3256 to 5367 and encodes 703 amino acids.
AGGGGGUAUCUCACUCCGUUGCCCAGGCUGCUGGAGUGCAGUGGCGCAAUAUCACUGCAACCUCCACCUCCUGGGUUCAAGCGAUUCUCAUGCCUCAGCCUCCCGAGUAGCUGGGAUUACAGACACGCACCACGACGCCCGGCUAUCUGCUGGGAUUUUGUGGAAAGAAGCUGCAGCAGCCAAAGCUUGGGAGAGACAAGGGGCAGGGCAUGCUUGCAAGGGGUUAACCAUGACAGGUUACAAUUACGACAAGAAGCUCUUUAGGCAGUGAGGCUCCAGAGAGAGCUUCUGUGGGUUGAUAGUCAAGCAUUCCCCAGGUAGAGCACGGAGAAAGGAGGCUCAGGACAAUGGUCCUGGGACCUUGUUUCCAUCCACGACUCGAGGCAUCUGAGACUUGCUAGGGACUACACACACUCUAGAGAAACAGUAGGGGAGAGUGGCCUAUGACCAGCCCCAACCUAUGCUCAGGUUGUCCUUUCCCGGAUCUCAGAGAAGGUGUACUACAUGUUUGUAUUGCCCCUUAUAGUUUACAAAGCACCUUCCCAAACAUUAUACCCUGUCACUCAAGGUCAACAUGAUCACUGUUGAGGUUUAUUCCUGCCCAGAUCCAGGUAUCUGGUGCAGUCACCUUGCUAUCCCCUUGCCUAGAUCUUUCAUCUCACUAUUGGCAACUUCCCUCAGCAUAUUAACACACAGGUUUCUACCAUGGUUAAUUUUAAAAUUAAAAAAGCCCUUGAAUCUCAAACCUCCUUAAAUAACUGUCUUCUCUUUUAGCAGGAACUCUGCCAUGUCUUUCUCUGCACUCCUCUAGCCUUGUGGACUGCCUUUGUUUUGUACCACUUUUUUUGUUCUGUUUUGUUUAUUUGUUUGAGAGGGAGUCUUGCUCUGUCACCUAUGCUGGAGUGCAGUGGUGCGAUCUUGGCUCACUGCAACCUCCACCUCCUGGGUUCAAGCCAUUCUCCCGCCUCAGCCUCCUGAGUAGCUGGGAUUACAGGCAUGCACCACCACACCCAGCUAAUUUUUUUGUAUUUUUAGUAGAGGCAGGGUUUCGCCCUGUUGGUCAGGCUGGUCUCGAACUCCUGAUCUUAGGGGAUCCACCUGUCUUGGACCUCCCUAAGUGCUAGGAUUACAAGCGUAAGCCACCGCGCCAACCUGUUUUUUUUUUUUUUUUUUUUGAUGUAGUCUCGCUCUGUCUUCCAGGCUGGAGUGCAGUGGCAUGAUCUCGGCUUACUGCAACUUCUGCCUCCCGGGUUCCAGUGAUUCUCCCACCUCAGCCUCCUGAGUAGGGGAUUACAGGCGCGCACCACCACGCCCAGCUAAUUUUUUGUAUUUUUAGUAGAGACGGGGUUUCACCACGUUGGCCAGGCUGGUCUCGAACUCCUGACCUCAAGUGAUUUGCCUGCCUUGGCCUCCCAAAGUGCUGGCAUUACAGGUGUGAGCCACCGCAUCCGGCACUUGUACCACUUUUCUGAAACCAUUCUGACAUAGACAUUGGUGAUGUCUCGAGACCAGCUCCUAAAUCCGCAGCACACUCUCCAACCCCAGUGUUACCUGGCCCUGUUAUUUUUAACACUGGAAACUGUCCCCACAUUCUUGAAUCCCCCCAAUCUUGGCCUUCAGGGCCCACCUUCUCCUGGCCUUCUUCCUGCUCCCAGAGUGCCUUCCAGACUUCUGGGGCUUUGCUCCCUGGCUCAGUGCUGGCCUACACCCCCAGCACCCUUGAAAACUGAUGAUCUCAAUCUCUCUCCAUCUAGUGCUUUUUUUUUUUUUUUUUUUUUUUUUAAGGAAAGAGUCUCGCUCUGUCACCCAGGCUGGAGUGCAGUGGUGCAAUUACAGCUCACUGCAACCUCUGCCUCCUGGGUUCAAGGGGGUUCUCGUGCCUCAGCCUCCCAAGUAGCUGGGAUUACAGGAAUGCAUACCGCACCCAGCUAAUUUUUGUAUUUUUAGUAGAGAUGGGGUUCCACCAAUUUGGCCAGGAUGGUCUUGAACUCUUGGCCUCAAGUAAUCUGCCCACCUUGACCUCCCAAAGUGCUGGGAUUACAGGCAUGAGCCACCUUGCUUGGCCUCCAUUUAGUGCUUGAGAGGUAUCUUCCUCUGGUGUUUCCCAAAGCAACUAUUUUCCCCAAGCAGUCUCCCCCUAUCAUGUUAACAGUGUCACACGCACGCUGGUGCCCAGUCCAGCAUUAUCCCUUGUCCCCACCACCUGACCUCAUCUGUAUGAAAUUUUGCCAGUUCUUUCCCAAACCCUGCCCAGGCCUUCCUACUGGUUCCAAGCCUCAGGCCUUUCAGGCUUCAUCCUCCCAGUCCCCAGCUGCUCCCCACAUUGCACCCAGAGGUGGCAAGAGAAGGGUCCAUACUUAAGGUAGGAGGGGGUUGCAGGGCUGAGGCAUAGGGGGCUGGAGUAUGCUGGGGAGUAGAGGCAGAGCAGGGACUAGAGUGAGGCCAGAGAGGGACCCAAGGCACAAAGGGAAGGAGGCUGUCACCCUCAGGGCUGUGUACUUGCUGUUUGUGCCCUUCAUUUGUGCCCUACGUGGCUCUCUGUCCUCAUCCUAGUCCUGGCCCUUGCUUAUGGGGACAGACGGGUCCAAGGGAGGAGGGUGGCGAAGUGCUCUUCUCCACACCUGUGGGGACAGAUGCUGAGAAUGGAAUUCUACAGAGACAGUGGACAGGCUUGGUAGUGAACUUUCCAACAACCUAGAGCUCUCAUUCCUGGUGUGGGGGCCAGAAGACUCCCGAAGGACAACAGUUUUGUCAGGUGCCCUUGGUCUGGGCCAGGGACUCAGCAUUAGAACUGGGCAUCUGGGUAGAAGACGGUCUGUGGGGCCAUAGGGUGCCACGUGGGCCCCUUAACUUGAUAGGGAAGGAGGGCUCCCUGCCUGGUUUAUGCAGGGUGUAGUGGGAAAAGGCCUGAAGGGCGCCCUCUCCCAUUUCCCACACACUUAUUUGAGGGUCUAACCCGAGGCAGACACUGCCUGGUGCUCCUGCCCGGCUGCAUUAUGCAGAUCUCUGGGGCAGGUGUUCCCAGGUGCGAACUUGAGACAAAGGAACGAGGAAGCACGGCCUCCCUGAGCACAGGUAACCCGAGGCCUGGCUCCCCCUGCGCUUGUGGGCCGGCCUUGGGGGAGGGGGACGCGCACCCACAGAAGGACUCAGAGGGCUUCACGAGGAGAAAACUGCAGUCCGGGAUGGCUCAGUCGGCCCCUCCAAAGUCGCGCAGCUGGUUCGGGCCGAGCCCCGACUGCGAGAGUGAGGCACAUGGCCCCUGCAGACCGGGCCUCGGAGGGUCCCAGGCUUGAGGACCCGUCGGCCCCUCAACCCCUUGGAAAGUGCCCCCCUGGCUUAGUCAUGGCGAAGCUGGAGACGCUGCCUGUGCGCGCUGACCCAGGGCGGGAUCCUCUCCUGGCCUUUGCCCCACGGCCCUCCGAGCUUGGACCCCCGGACCCCCGCCUGGCCAUGGGCAGCGUGGGCAGUGGGGUGGCCCAUGCCCAGGAGUUUGCCAUGAAGAGCGUGGGUACCCGCACAGGGGGUGGGGGCAGCCAGGGCAGUUUCCCUGGCCCCCGAGGCAGUGGCAGUGGGGCCAGCAGGGAGAGGCCGGGCCGCUACCCCUCAGAGGACAAGGGUCUCGCCAACUCCCUCUACCUCAAUGGUGAGCUGCGGGGCAGUGACCACACCGAUGUCUGUGGCAACGUGGUUGGCAGCAGCGGAGGCAGCAGCAGCAGUGGUGGCAGUGACAAAGCCCCACCGCAGUAUCGUGAGCCCAGCCACCCACCCAAGCUCCUGGCCACCUCUGGCAAGCUAGACCAGUGCUCAGAACCACUAGUUCGGCCGUCGGCCUUCAAGCCUGUCGUACCCAAGAAUUUCCACUCCAUGCAGAAUUUGUGCCCCCCGCAGACCAAUGGGACUCCUGAGGGACGGCAGGGCCCUGGUGGCCUCAAAGGCGGACUGGACAAGUCUCGGACCAUGACUCCAGCGGGUGGGAGUGGGAGUGGCCUCUCAGACUCAGGCCGGAACUCCCUCACAAGCCUGCCCACCUACAGCUCCAGCUACAGCCAGCACCUGGCACCCCUCAGUGCCUCCACCAGCCACAUUAACCGCAUUGGCACUGCCAGCUAUGGUAGUGGUAGUGGCGGCAGCAGCGGUGGGGGGUCGGGCUACCAGGACCUGGGGACCUCCGAUAGUGGACGGGCCUCCAGCAAGAGUGGGUCGUCGUCAUCUAUGGGGCGGCCAGGCCACCUGGGCUCUGGGGAGGGCGGAGGUGGAGGCCUGCCUUUCGCGGCCUGCUCACCGCCCUCCCCCAGUGCACUCAUCCAGGAGCUGGAGGAGCGGCUGUGGGAGAAGGAGCAGGAGGUGGCAGCUCUGCGGCGCAGCCUGGAGCAGAGCGAGGCGGCUGUGGCCCAGGUACUGGAGGAGCGGCAGAAGGCGUGGGAGCGGGAGCUGGCCGAGCUGCGGCAGGGCUGCAGCGGGAAGCUACAGCAGGUGGCCCGACGUGCCCAGCGCGCCCAGCAGGGCCUACAGCUGCAGGUGUUGCGGCUGCAGCAGGACAAGAAGCAGCUGCAGGAGGAGGCGGCCCGGCUGAUGCGGCAGCGGGAAGAGCUGGAGGACAAGGUGGCCGCCUGCCAGAAGGAGCAGGCCGACUUCCUGCCCCGGAUAGAGGAAACUAAGUGGGAGGUGUGCCAGAAGGCUGGCGAGAUCUCCCUCCUGAAGCAGCAGCUGAAGGACUCGCAGGCGGAUGUGUCGCAGAAGUUGAGUGAGAUCGUGGGACUGCGCUCGCAGCUGCGGGAGGGCCGGGCUUCGCUGCGGGAGAAGGAGGAGCAGCUGCUCAGCCUGCGGGACUCCUUCAGCAGCAAGCAGGCCAGCCUGGAGCUGGGCGAAGGCGAGCUGCCUGCCGCCUGCCUCAAGCCGGCGCUGACCCCCGUGGACCCGGCCGAGCCACAGGAUGCUCUGGCCACCUGCGAGAGCGACGAGGCUAAGAUGCGCCGUCAGGCCGGGGUGGCCGCUGCCGCCUCCUUGGUUUCCGUGGACGGGGAGGCGGAGGCUGGCGGGGAGAGCGGGACGCGGGCCCUGCGGCGGGAGGUGGGGCGGCUGCAGGCCGAGCUGGCGGCUGAGCGGCGGGCCCGGGAGCGCCAGGGUGCCAGCUUCGCCGAGGAGCGCCGCGUGUGGCUGGAGGAGAAGGAGAAGGUGAUCGAGUACCAGAAGCAGCUGCAGCUGAGCUACGUGGAGAUGUACCAGCGCAACCAGCAGCUGGAGCGCAGGCUGCGGGAGCGCGGGGCCGCAGGGGGUGCAAGCACGCCCACUCCCCAGCAUGGCGAGGAGAAGAAGGCCUGGACCCCCUCCCGCCUCGAGCGCAUUGAGUCCACAGAAAUCUGAUCGACCUGGGCACUCGGCAUUUUGACACAUGUCCUGUCAAAAGGCCAGAGUCCCCAGUGUCCCCUCCCCUCCAUCUCUCUUCCCCAUAGACCCCAUAACCCCAGACCAAAGAGGUUCUCUAAGCAGCUGUGACCAGGUUCCUCCCUCCCCACCUGCCCUCCUAGCUCCAGCACUGCCCCCGUGGCAGCCCACUUGGACCCCCCUAAAAGGAGGGAAUAGGAGGAGGGCAGGGUGAGUGGGGGCAAUCCUAGGUGGUGGGGGAGUCAUGCUCCCUUUCUCGGCACCCCCUUGUUGGAGAUGGAGGCAGCAGACGUGCAGUGCCAUAAGGUGCCCCAGUCCUUCUGGAGGCCUGGGCUGCUACUGUUGGCCACCCUGUGUCUAGUGAUGCUCUCUGUGCUCACCUCCUAGGCCAUGGAGCCUGAGGGGGCCUGCACCAGGUUUGCUGAAACUGACAGAGCCUGGGCUCCAGACCUCUCUCCCUCCUACAGUGCUCUCCCUCCCUGGGCAGAUUGGCAGGACAAGUGGGAGCAGAUGGCCUGCCUUUGGCUGAGAGGGCUACCUGCCCAGCCCCUCCCCCAACAAGAUCUCUUGGACUCAGGCCUCAGAGCCUGGCCUGGUUGUGAGUGUGUGUCCCUGUGUGUGUGUUGCGGGAGGGGAGGACUGGGGCUGGAAGUCCAGCACCCAGGGAAGAUCUGUCCUCCUGUUCUUGGGAAGCGUUGCCUGACGGCUUCUCGGCUCUACCCUCACCCUUCUGGCCAGGAUCCCGCAGGGCAACAGCCCCAUCUGCUUGGCUGACCCCACACCCAGGACCACUGUCCGGCUCUAACACAGCUAUUAAGUGCUACCUGCCUCUCAGGCACUCUCCUCGCCCAGUUUCUGAGGUCAGACGAGUGUCUGCGAUGUCUUCCCGCACUCUAUUCCCCCAGCCUCUUUCUGCUUUCAUGCUCAGCACAUCAUCUUCCUAGGCAGUCUCUUCCCCAAAGUCUCACCUUUUCUUCCAAUAGAAAAUUCCGCUUGACCUUUGGUGCACUGCCCACUUCCCAGCUCCACUGGCCCAAGUCUGAGCCGGAGGCCCUUGUUUUGGGGGCGGGGGGAGAGUUGGAUGUGAUUGCCCUUGAAGAACAAGGCUGACCUGAGAGGUUCCUGGCGCCCUGAGGUGGCUCAGCACCUGCCCAGGGUAGGCCUGGCAUGAGGGGUUAGGUCAGCCAAUGUCAGCUGCUUCUCUUGGGGCCCUCUCAGAGUCUAUCUCCCCAAGACAGGAAGGGAAAAGCAAAUUUCUAAUUCACCAGCAAUAAAAAUUGGAGGAGGCUUGGCCCUCAGCCCUUAUAUCUCUCUCUUUUUCACUCUCUUCCUCCCACCCCCAAGACUGAGUUUUGGGGGGCAAGGUGGAGAGAGCUGGCAACUACUGUGAGCAAGUCCCCUAGCCCCUGACCAGCCUCCUCCCAUGACUGGUGACUGUUUAAUGAGCUGUGCAUCCCCCACAAAAACAUGAGUGCCCCUCUGUGUGGCCUCUAACCCUCUGCACAGCCCUUCUGGGUGGUCCUCACCAGGUCUCUGAGCUGGGUGGGAGGCCAUCCUGGCGACCACUGCCCAUUCCAUUCACCCCUCACUGUACCUGCCCUAGAACCUGGGCCUAGGCCACAGGGGCAGGGAGAAGAGAAGGCAUUAGUAAGAAAAAAAUAGAAAAAAAUAUGAACAGACUCAGCUUUGGGACGUCCAACCACAAAAGAAAUUAUAUAUAAAUAUAUAUAAAUAUAUAUCUCUACCAUAUGUGAUGGAAAGACUUUUUGUUUUCCUUUCCCAAAGAAAUAAAACGGAAAAAGCCUCUUGAGUGGUA